UUUGUAGAGACACUGGCUUUGUUCCCAGGUUAGUCUCAAACUCCUGGCUUCAAGUGAUCCUCCAGCCUCAGCCUCCCAAAGUCCUGGGAUUACAGCACUUGGAUUCAGCUCCUUCAGUUCCAACAUGGAAGAAACUUACACCGACUCCCUGGACCCUGAGAAGCUAUUGCAAUGCCCCUAUGAUAAAAACCAUCAAAUCAGAGCUUGCAGGUUUCCUUAUCAUCUUAUCAAGUGCAGAAAGAAUCAUCCUGAUGUUGCAAGCAAAUUGGCUACUUGUCCCUUCAAUGCUCGCCACCAGGUUCCUCGAGCUGAAAUUAGUCAUCAUAUCUCAAGCUGUGAUGACAGAAGUUGUAUUGAGCAAGAUGUUGUCAACCAAACCAGGAGCCUUAGACAAGAGACUCUGGCUGAGAGCACAUGGCAGUGCCCUCCUUGCGAUGAAGACUGGGAUAAAGAUUUGUGGGAACAGACCAGCACCCCAUUUGUCUGGGGCACAACUCACUACUGUGACAACAACAGCCCUGCAAAUAACAUAGUUAUGGAACAUAAGAAUAACCUGGCUUCAGGCAUGCGAGUUCCCAAAUCUCUGCCUUAUGUUCUGCCAUGGAAAAACAAUGGAAAUGCACAGUAACUGAAUACCUAUGUCACCAAAUGCCAGACCAUAGAAGACUCUUGCUUCUUCCUGCUCCAGUGGGUUCUUCAUUUUCCUCCAUCUAAUUAUAGAAUGAUAAUCUCUCUGUGACUUUCUAAACUGACAAGUACAGUUUUUUCAUCCCCCUCUUGAAUCCUCAUUUGAUACAAGAACCCUCAUACUCAGAAGCUUUCAAAUAAACCUGUGAUAUAGAU
Messenger RNA from Saimiri boliviensis boliviensis (Bolivian squirrel monkey), 843 nucleotides. RefSeq names its product gametocyte specific factor 1 (gene GTSF1). Lineage: Eukaryota; Metazoa; Chordata; Mammalia; Primates; Cebidae. The record is from RefSeq and is a predicted model, not a curated record.